Macadamia integrifolia is the source of this 1140-nucleotide messenger RNA. RefSeq lists its product as uncharacterized. The record is from RefSeq and is a predicted model, not a curated record. Gene Ontology annotation, molecular function: aminoacyl-tRNA deacylase activity. Lineage: Eukaryota; Viridiplantae; Streptophyta; Magnoliopsida; Proteales; Proteaceae.
UUUUGUCUCAGCGGCUUGGUUUGGGGAAGGGAGGACUGCGAAUGGCUCCUGAGGAAGCUCUACAUGAAAUACUUCAGGUUCCAUUGGGCUGCGUUACUCCUUUUGCAUUAAUCAAUGACUCAGCACGAAAUGUUUCCCUAUUGCUGGAUCAAGGAUUCAAAGCUCAGAAGUUUUGCUUCUUCCACCCACUUACAAAUGAUGUGACCAUCUCUCUAUCAGCUAGUGACCUUGACAAAUUUUUAAUUUCAAUUGGAAGAAGUCCCUCAUAUGUGGACGUGGAGGCUAAUCCCUCAGUGGGAAAGGAUCAACCUCCUGAUUUAGCUGCUCUUGUUCCAUCCGACACAAUAGUUUUGUCAGACUCCCUUGCAAAAGAAGAUGCUGUUCAUUAUCCUUCUACAAAGCAUGCUCCAGUGGACCAUAAGACACUGACAGGCACAGAAGCUUUUAAACAGUCCAAUCAUGCACCAAGUGUUAAAGUUAAGCCCCAAGGUGCUGCUAAUUCCUUAAGCUCGAAUUCAAGUGUGAGUAAAUUUGUGGAAGAAAUCUUGGAUAAAAUGUCCACUGUAGUGCUCUCAGAGGUGCAUGGCAAGAUCGGCAAAGAGACUGUCCAACAAGACAAAGAGCAGCUGGGACCAGUCAUAUCAGACAAAGUCAGAGAACGUUUGAGAUUGGACUUGGAGAGCCUUACAAUGAUGUUCAAAAACACAGUGUACACACAAGGGCUUGUUGCUGGUUCCCAGACUGAGCGUGUGCAUAAAUGUAAAUGAAAUCCCUACUGCCUUCACUUGAUCAGGAAAAUGGUGGCUGGAUAAGCAUUUCAUUUCUGUCCAAUCUUCUGCCUCAAAGGCUAUUAUUGUCUGAAAUUGAUUUUAUAUUCAUACUUUACUAUGUUUGAGAUCUCUGUCCCCAUUUCUCCUACCUUAUUUACUACCUGGACUACUAGAUUCAGUUUUGUACAAACAAUAUGUUUGGAAAUGCAGAAAAAUUAGGGAGCCCAAAUGGUGUUUUGGGAUGUAUGUUGACCUUGAUUGAGCAGACUUGUGCUGAAGGCACCAAAAUUGUGGUUCCUAUUUUGCUGAUGACCAAAUGAAUUCCACACCCCCAAAUCAAGUUUGGCCAGUGAUGUUGGGAUUUAAACUA